UACAAAUCAACAAAAUCUCAGUAAGAAAACACCAAGAGCAAUGCAUGGUAUGCCAUGAAUAAGCAGUUGUGACCRUCUUGGCAUCAAAUAGCAUCAACUGAAAUUCCCAUUUCGCCCGAUAGGAAGCAAAAAUUCAUAUGGUAGUGUUUUCACCAGACAAUACCGAAGGAUACAACCGUGAGCAGUGACAUGGGAUCUUUGUAUGACGAUAAUUGUUUUCGUCGUAUUGGAACACGAUCACUUGUGGUUCUAUGGGUGGCGUGGAUUGCGAACACUCUAGGCUACAAAAGUUUGAGAGGUUUGAAUGGGGAGAGAUUGUUCAAUACUCCGCUUGCACAGGCAUUCUCCUCCUCGCGAAAAAAUAGGAACCAUCAUUCGUCGAUCCAAGGGAAACGAUUUCGACACGCUGCUACGAUUUUUCCCASGACGGGUAGUUCACAUUAUAAAGACAACGACAAUUCAACCACUUCCGUGAUACCAUCAUUGGAUGGCAAAAAGGUCCGAAUCCCACCUCCAAUAUCUGACACGACGCCAUGUCAAGUCCUCGAUAUAUUUCACGAUGGAGAAGAAUUCUACUUUCCGUCUCCCGAACAAUAUUCGGUGCUACCAAAAGGCGAUCAGGGUGGAUUUCAUAUUGUUAAAGAGUACACUGUUCCAAUGCCGGGUACCGUCAUAGGAGAUGACGUACUAAAAGUUAUUGAUACCUACCAGAAAAGGAACAAAGUCAACUGCAUCACCUUGCAGAAUGCCUUGUUGGCUUUAGAUCCUGAGAGGUACCCAACACUGACCAGUGCACGCAAGGCUUGCCGAAAAGGAAAGAUCCUUGUCAAACAACAAUAUAGAACGGAAAGCGUAGAUAAAAUGAAUCUUACUGGCUUGAAUAUCGACAGGCAUGAUUGCAAUAACAACAGCAGCAACAACAAUUGGAGUGUCAACGAUGGCAAUAGCGGUGUCUUUCGAAGAGGUAGAGUGGGUGACCUCGUGUUUCCUGGCGACUUGAUUGGGAGCCAACUUUUUCUGGGCACCUACCGAAAAAAACAAUGUUAUCCGAAUAUCGAUUACCCCCGUCCUCAAUUUGAGCUGGAGGUCGUCUACGAAGAUGACCACCUGGCCGUUGUGAACAAACCAUCCGGAAUCGCUGUGUACUCUGACACUAGGAUGGAUUCGACAGGGACGUCAAAGGGAAACCGUAGGACCAUCCAGUUUCUUCUACCAUUUGUACUGACGCCACCUCAGAGAGGCACCCAAGGUGGGCUCUUGCGCCGUCCAGGCAUCGUUCACCGCUUGGACAAGGCUACCUCCGGACUAUUGGUGGUGGCAAAGACGAAGGUCGCUAUGGAGUCGCUCAAGGAGCAAUUCCGGACUCGYCAAAUCCAGAAACUAUACACUGCUAUUGUCAAYGGGGACUUGCUGCAGGAAGAAAUUAUGCAGCGAAAGCUUCAAGCUGACCGCCUGGAAGACGGUUGCGAUGACGAAUCCGAACACCAAUCCAGCAGCGAGAAGACCAGCGAGUCCUCUUCGUGGAACGUGAUCGACUAUCCAUUGGGAGGGAAGUACGCCGUCACCGCUUGGAAGGUCCUGCGGCGUUCACCAUCGCUCAAUGCCAGGGACGGAAUGCUCACAAAGAUUCUUAUCAGACUGCAUACCGGACGCUACCACCAAAUCCGGAGGCACUUUGGCUGGUGGUGCCGCAAGCCGUUGGUUGGAGAUCCACUGUACGCGGGUCUCUUGCAGGCCCAUCACUUCCGGAAGCGAGGCCUAUACCUGUGUUCCAGUGGGAUUUCCUUUUUCCACCCUUUCCCAGGCAACAAUGGCGAUGGAUGCAACAAAACAAACGACAAGGAGAAGAAUAACAAAGAUGUUGGUAUGAMCACGCAACGGAGGAGAGUAGAGAUCACGAUCGAAUCACCCAAACGCUUCGACAAGCUCAUGAAUGCCGAAGAAGCAUGGAAACGAAGUAAAUCAUCAAAAGAGAACAUUGACAAGUAGCAGCAACUAKAGGGCCGAUGUGAGGGAGAUUUAAUUUCAGUUUAUKCGGAAUGACUAUYGCCUGUCCCCAUUAUAUCAUCACAUGUAUUCCAACAGCAAUAUGCACAUGUUGUUCUAGCRAGAAAACUAGGCAGYACUUGAUCUUGAUAGCUUGGUUAUGAACAGGCUCGAUGCGUUCUUUUCAAUCCUUUUCCACGGCGUACAAUUAGGAUACGAGUACCGACUGAAGGAGUACCCUAUGUAAAACUUGAAACGGCAAAACAURCACGUGCUGUAACACGUGCAAAAAUACGAGUACUCAAUUCUUCGCGAGGACAAYAAAAAAGUUCGAUAAUAUUAUUCAAAGACACGUCGCCUCUAUGCAGCACGAAGGCACGUYUAACAAUUGGGUUUUCCUAAAUAAAAGGAAAUUUUAAAA
Molecule: messenger RNA, 2407 nt
Organism: Pseudo-nitzschia multistriata
Lineage: Eukaryota; Bacillariophyta; Bacillariophyceae; Bacillariales; Bacillariaceae
Source: the annotation of a GenBank genome assembly